AGUUUUAAACUGCUGAGGCUCGGGAGUCGAUCGACCCCAACAUCGGGGACACUCUGCCUGCUCCAGCCGAAGUAUGGUUCACAUGAUGGGGCUGCUUUCAGUGAGUGUUGUGCCCCUGCGGAACGGGGUGCAGGCUUGGGGCAGAGGCUGCGCCACCAUCCACGCAGCUUUUCGCUACAGUAACUUUAGCUCAUUAUCAAAGUGUUCUGCAUUAAAACGAAUCAAUCCCAUGGGAUUAAAUCAAUGCACUUUCACAUUGGCUCGAUUGCUCAGUUCCAAACCCCCACGAGGAUUUGAGAAGUUCUUCCCAAAGAGUGAGGACACUCCUGGAGUGAACAAAUCAUCUGAAGAGACCGGAGAUGAGAAGACCAAAGAGACAGAAUCUCAGGGCGGAGGAGAAGAGGGACAAAAUGAAAGUGGCGAGAGAGAGAGGAGGAGAGGCGGAAGGAAGGAUGAAUCAGACUGGUGGACACGCUUCCAGAAUGAUUUCCCCUUGGAUGAGAAGACCAUGCGCAAUGUCGCGAUCGGAUUCGCCGGCAUGGCCUCUGCGUUCCUGUAUUUCUACUUCCGAGAGACUGGGAAGGAAGUCUCCUGGAAGGACUUUGUAAAUAACUACCUGGCUAGAGGACUGGUGGACCGUCUGGAGGUAGUCAACAAACAGUAUGUCAGAGUCAUCCCAGUGCAUGGAGUCAACACGUCAGAGGUGAGCUACCUGUGGUUCAACAUCGGCAGCGUGGAGACGUUUGAACGCAAUCUGGUGCUGGCCCAGCAGGAGAUGGGCCUGGACUCUACACACAGAGUACCGGUGAUCUAUGGAAGCGAGAGCGACGGUACCCUCCUGAUGAGCAUUCUUCCAACCCUGUUGCUGGUUGGCUUCCUGCUCUUCACCAUGCGCCAGGGACCAAUGGCAGGAGGCCGUGGCGGGGGGCGGGGCAACCCCUUCAGCAUGGGGGAAUCCAAGGCCAAGGUCAUGAAGGACAACAUUGAUGUGAGAUUUAAGGAUGUGGCGGGCUGCGAAGAGGCCAAGAUGGAGAUCCUAGAGUUUGUCAACUUCCUGAAGAACCCCCGGCAGUACCAGGACCUGGGGGCCAAGAUUCCCAAGGGUGCAGUGUUGUCGGGUCCCCCCGGUACAGGGAAGACCCUGCUAGCCAAGGCCACAGCCGGAGAGGCCAAUGUCCCCUUCAUCACCGUCAACGGAUCUGAGUUCCAGGAGAUGUUUGUUGGCGUGGGUCCAGCCAGGGUGAGGGAUAUGUUUGCCAUGGCCCGUAAGAACGCUCCCUGCAUCCUGUUCAUCGAUGAGAUAGAUGCCGUGGGCAGGAAGAGAGGCAGAGGGAACUUUGGGGGACAGAGGGAGCAGGAGAACACACUCAACCAGCUGCUAGUGGAGAUGGAUGGGUUCAACACCAGCACUAAUGUGGUUGUCUUGGCUGGAACCAACCGACCAGACAUCCUGGACCCAGCACUGAUGAGACCUGGGCGCUUCGACAGACAGAUUUACAUAGGUCCACCAGACAUAAAAGGCAGAGCAUCCAUCUUUAAGGUCCAUCUGAGGCCUCUGAAGCUGGACUCCAGUAUAGACUCUGAAGCUUUGGCCAGGAAACUAGCUGCCCUCACACCUGGCUUCACUGGAGCUGAUAUUGCCAACGUGUGUAAUGAGGCGGCCCUGAUAGCAGCACGCUACCUUAACGAGUCUAUCAUCGUCAAGCACUUUGAGCAGGCCAUCGAGAGGGUCAUCGGAGGUCUGGAGAAGAAGACCCAGGUACUACAGCCAUUAGAGAAGACCACUGUAGCAUACCACGAGGCUGGCCAUGCUGUGGUGGGCUGGUACCUGGAACAUGCUGACCCUCUGCUCAAGGUGUCAAUCAUCCCCCGGGGGAAGGGUUUGGGGUAUGCUCAGUACCUCCCUAAGGAACAGUACCUGUUCACACGGGAGCAGCUGUUUGACAGGAUGUGUAUGAUGCUGGGGGGACGUGUGGCAGAGCAGGUCUUUUUUGGGAAGAUCACCACAGGGGCACAGGAUGACCUCCGGAAGGUCACGCAGUCUGCCUACGCACAGGUGGUUCAGUUUGGGAUGAGUGAGGUGGUGGGCCAGGUGUCUUUUGAGCUCCCCAGGCAGGGAGAGAUGGUGAUGGAGAAGCCUUACAGCGAGCCCACGGCCCAGCUCAUAGACCAGGAGGUCCGCUCACUCAUAGACACUGCCUUCCAACGCACACAGCAGCUCAUCACUGAGAAGAGAGAUGUGGUAGAGAAGGUGGGGAGGCGUCUCCUGGAGAAGGAGGUUCUGGACAAGGCUGAUAUGCUGGAGCUGCUGGGUCCUCGCCCCUACAAGGAGAAGUCUACGUAUGAGGAGUUUGUGGAGGGGACGGGGUCCAUGAAGGAGGACACCUCCCUUCCAGAGGGCCUCAAGAACUGGAACAAGGACCGGGGGACGGAAGAGCCUCCCCAGGAGCAGCAACGCAAGCAGGCUCUUUACCUGUAGACUGACACCACGUCUGACCUGGCCCCCACCCAACCAGGCCACUGGAGGAACAUGUUGAGACUUAAUUUAGUGAGGGGAGGGCACUUGACAUGACCCAGACAGACUGAUAUCAGGAGAGGGUGUCAGGUUUAAGAAGGCACCCCUGCACCGUGUCCCUGAUGGCUACAGAUUGAGGGUUGUGGGGUGCAGCAGGGCAUAAGAUUCAUCAAUCUGUGAAGGAUAUCCUCCACCAUGCUCUUCCUUUCCUUCCCUGGAGAUUCCCUGCUGUACUAUGUUCUUCCUUUAUCCUGACCAUAGUGCAUUCCAGGGCCGGUGUGGUCAUUCGAAGGCCCUAGAGACCAUUGUCGUCACAGGGAAAAGAUAUUGUUUUAAUAGUUUUGUAGUAUUCAUUAUUUGACCUUUUUCAUUGUGUGUUGGAUGAGUUUGUCUGACAUGCAACAUUUUUAUUAAUAUAUGAUCAUGUACAUCAGGGAUGGGUGACUGUCUGUGGCCAUUUUGAAGGCCCUUGGAUAAAUCCCCCCCAACUUACUGUUGUGAGUUAAAAUACACAAGGUGCAAUUUCUACAUUUGGUUGCACAUCCGUUUGUCUGUUAUGUUAGUCAAUUAGCAAUUUUAUUGAUGUAUUUUUAUGAUGUAGGUAUGCAGAUCUGUGAGCAACUGCAGCCCCUCAUGAUGAGUUCAGUUUUUUUGUGGCCCUCACCCCCAUCAAUACUACCCAUCCCUGAUGUACAUCUCAUUUGAAGUGAGAUAUUUUCUUUUAGAUUUCAUAUUGGAACAUGAAGGGCUAUGUGAGUGUGUGUUGCACCAUUGUAAUAAUUUGGUUGGUGCUAAUUUGUCCUCUUUCACACAUACAAGUGUAUAUUAAUACCGUGUGUGAUUUGGACAGCCAGGGUCUGCCAUUAUCAACGGUGACCCUGGAGGUAAGUGCCUUGCUCAAGGGCACAUUGACAGAUUUGGUUUUCACCUUGUUGGCUCUGGGUUCUAGCAACCUUUAACUAGCAACCUUUAAGUUACUGUCCCAACGCUCUAUCCGCUAGGCUACCUGCCGUGCUACGUAUAAUCCUCAACGUUUUUGCUACCUUCUGACCUUAUUGAAUUUCAGCGACGUGUUCAUGUUCCCAUGUCUCUCUUCAGUCAUUGACACUUGUUAACUAAACAGCCAUGUGACUGCGGAGGGUUUUCAGAAAGCUCAGCAGAAAUCCAGUCCAUGCAGAGCAGACUCUAACACUGGGACAGUAUGAUAUUUACAUUGUAUUUUAUAGGUUCAAACUGUUAGUCGGCCUAAUUGAAGAAAAACACGUCUUCUGAAUGUCACUUUUCAGUCUUUUGCGAAAAACAACCGCCACUCCUCUACCUGCCCACUUUUCCCCACAGGAAAACAGCUUCUGAGUUUUAUUUCUGAGUACAACUAGUGUACACUACCUCACCUCAUAUGCUCUCUCAAUGUUGCUAUAAGUCAACUGACAACAUAUGAACUUCACACGUCUUUUGUGAAGUAUUGAGAUACAUACACUACUGUUCAAAGAUUUGGUAUCACUUAGAAAUGUCCUUGUUUUUGAAAGAAAAAAAAAAAAUUGUCCAUUUAAAUGAACAUAAAAUUGAUCAGAAAUACAGUGUACGGGUAGACAUUGUUAAUGUUGUAAAUUACUAGUGUAGCUGGAACCAGCAGAUUUUUUCAAAUGGAAUGUCUACAUAGGCGUACAGAGGCCCAUUAUCAGCAACCAAUGGCACGUUGUGUUAGCUAAUCCAAGUUUAUAAUUUUAAAGGCUAAUUGAUCAUUAGAAAAACCUUUUGCAAUUAUGUUAGCACGGCUGAAAAUUGUUGUUCUGAUUAAAGAAGCAAUAAAACUGGCCUUUAGACUAGUUGAGCAUCUGGAGCAUCAGCAUUUGUGGGUCUGAUUAUGGCCAGAAACAAAGAGUUUCUUCUGAAGCUGGUCAGUCUAUUCUUGUCCUGAGAAAUGAAGGCUUUUCCAUUCGAGAAACUAAAACUCUCGUACAAUGCUGUGUACUACUCCCGUCACAGAACAGUGCAAACUGGCCCUAACCAGAAUAGAAAGGAGUGGGAGGCCCCGGGGCACAACUGAGCAAGAGGACAAGUACAUUAGUGUCUAGUUUGAAAAACAGACGCCUCACAAGUCCUCAACUGGCAGCUUCAUUAAAUAGUACCCGCAAAACACCAGUCUCAAAAACAACAGUGAAGAGGUGACUGUCCAGUGUGUGUUCUUUUGCCCAUCUUAAUAUUUUAUUUUUAUUGGUCAGUCUGAGAUAUGGCUUUUUCUUUGUAACUCUGCCUAGAAGGUCAGCAUCCCGGAGUCGUCUCUUCACUGUUGUUGUUGAGACUGGUGUUUUGCGGGUACAAUUUAAUGAAGCUGCCAGUUGAGGACUUGUGAGGCGUCUGUUUUUCAAACUAGACACUCUAAUGUACUUGUCCUCUUGAUAUAUUCACUAUUAUUCUACAAUGUAGAAAAUAGUUUUUUUAAAUAAUUUCAAACUCUUCAAUGAGUUCGUAUGUACGAACUUUUGACUGGUACUAUAUAUCUCCAUAGCAACGCCAGCCGAGCCAUGCUUACUCCCACGCCCCUGGAGAAACCCUGUAGAGGGGUUUUGGUUUCCACUUCUCAGAAUAGAGGGUAUUGGGGUUUUUGGAGAAGUAAUGAGAUGAUGUCGUACCGAUCUGCAUUGCACUUUCUGAAGGUUGUUUUUUACCUUUUACUGCUGAAAAUAAAGGUGUCACUACCUCACUCAA
Molecule: messenger RNA, 5224 nt
Organism: Oncorhynchus kisutch (coho salmon)
Lineage: Eukaryota; Metazoa; Chordata; Actinopteri; Salmoniformes; Salmonidae
Product: AFG3-like protein 1
Exons: 17
Coding region: 74-2479 (801 amino acids)
Biological process (GO): mitochondrial protein processing
Cellular component (GO): m-AAA complex; membrane
Molecular function (GO): ATP binding; metalloendopeptidase activity; zinc ion binding
Source: RefSeq, a predicted model, not a curated record